AUGGAAACAAUUCGUUCGGCCAUCCCCGCCGUCAACAAUUCGUUCGGCCAUCAAUUGCGAUUUGCUCCUACUCGUGGAUUUGUAUUACUCUCAGUGUCAGACAACUUGAUAGUGACACCAUUACCUUCUCCGUCGAGUUUUAGUUUCCUAAAAGAACUAAAUGUAUCUCUCAAUGAUAUUGAAGAGAAGGAAGAAACUAUACGCGAGACUGAGGCUCUUGCUUUGUUGAAGGCUUUUUUAACUUCAUCAUCAGCUUUAAAUAAUUGCUUCAAGUCAAGUGGAAAUCAGAAGUUGGACAAAAGGUAUGACAUCAUAUGGCUUGUUGUUUGGAACCAGUUUCCUUGGCAAGCUCUUGACUCACUCGGUGGCCUGCAGCUAAACCCAGGUCACUUUUUCUCCAAAGAACCAAAACUUAUACUUGAAUAUUCGUUUCCUGUGAAUCCCCGACAACCUUCUGAUUAUGCAAUGCCAAUCAAUCCAGUUCUGACUCCCCCUCGAUUUUGUUAUGCUCCUACUGGAAUAUAA
Molecule: messenger RNA, 525 nt
Organism: Fraxinus pennsylvanica
Lineage: Eukaryota; Viridiplantae; Streptophyta; Magnoliopsida; Lamiales; Oleaceae
Source: the annotation of a GenBank genome assembly